This is a messenger RNA of Psylliodes chrysocephalus, 1871 nucleotides long. NCBI's taxonomy places the organism in Eukaryota, Metazoa, Arthropoda, Insecta, Coleoptera, Chrysomelidae. The record is from the annotation of a GenBank genome assembly.
CUCGGCUGAGUUCUGUUUAUAAAUACGAACUUUAAUUUUAAUUCUGUUCUGUGCGUUCUGUGCUUAAUUCCACAUGGUUUUUUUUGGUUAUAAUUUUGAUUACAUGUGUUUGGUGGGUGAUAGGUAUGUAUUUUUCUUUUUUAAAUUCUAAUAUAUCUUCUAUGAAUUUUAGCUUGAAAUUUCUUUCAACUUCCAUUCUAAACCGUUUCUUGGCUACAGGAAUACAGACAAUGAAAAACGUAUUAAAGCCACCAAAUAUUCGAGGUGUUGUAGUAUUAAAUAAAGAUACCAUCAAGAAAAGUAUAGAUAUUCCAUGUUUGAGUAUAAAAAAAGAAUCUCUAAAUUCAAUUUUAAACAUAAUUAAGCAAUAUUUUCUUAAAAUUGAAAAGUUUAAACCAGUUCAACCUGCAAGUGAAGAAAACAUUGACAUUUAUAUGUCACCUGAAGUUAUUAGAGAUUGGUCAAGUUUUCCAGAAGAAAUCCAAUCUGCUUUAGAAAAAUUGCAAAUAACAAAAGAUAAUUUUAGAAUUGUAAAAGAUUUUGAGCUAAAAUAUGAUAAUUUCACUGCAGAUGAUUUGUUAAAGGCUAUUCUUCCUGUAGAAAAAGAAGGUAUGUCCAGCUUUACAAAAGUUGGCCACAUUGUGCAUGUCAAUCUGCGUGAACAUCUUUUACCAUUUAAAAACGUUAUAGGAGAAAUACUUUUUGACAAAAUAUCUGGAUGUCAAUCUGUAGUAAAUAAAGUAAACAUUAUUGACAACACUUACAGAAACUUUAGUAUGGAAGUGUUAAAAGGAAUUGACAAUAUGCUGACGACAGUAAAAGAAAAUCAUUGUAGUUUCAAAUUUGACUUUUCUCAGGUUUACUGGAAUUCUAGGUUGUGUACUGAACAUGAAAGAAUUGUUAACAUGUUGAACAAAAAUGACGUUUUGUUUGAUGUGUUUGCUGGAGUGGGUCCUUUCUCUGUACCCAUAGCCAAGAAAAAAUGUUUUGUUUAUGCAAAUGAUUUAAACCCUGAAUCCUAUAAAUGGCUUGAAUUUAAUGCCAAAUCCAAUAAAAUAUCUAAAGAAUACUUCAAAUCAUUCAAUAAAGAUGGAAAAGAUUUUAUAAAAAAUGAAAUUAAAGAGUUUCUCCCAUCUCAUAUUAAAAAUGAUCAAAAUAUUUUUAUUACAAUGAACCUUCCUGCAAUGGCAGUGGAGUUCCUUACACAUUUUGAAGGGUUGUUUCAGUAUAAUGAAUUACCAGAUUUUAAAAAUCCACCUCAUAUUUAUGUAUACUGUUUUGUAAAAGGUGAUAAUUAUUUGGAGCUUGCAAAAAAUGUUGUUUUAAACAGUUUUACUUGUGACAUUAGCCAAAAUAUUGUUGACAUAUUUAAAGUGAGAACUGUAAGCUCUUUAAAAGAGAUGAUGAGGGUAACCAUCAAACUAGACAAGGAUAUUUUAAUUGGUACAUGCAGAAAAAGAAAGUUGGAAGCAAUUUUAAAUUCUGAUAAUAAAAUAUCUUGCUUAUCAGAUGACAAUGGGCAAAAACAAGAAAAAAGUUGACAAUGUAUUUAAAGUGGCUGGGGCUAGGAGCUUGAAGCUGAAAGCUAAGGCAAAAGCUGUAAAAUCAGACCUAAAACAGAUAAACAUUAAAAAUAAAACUAAAGUUACCGAAAUAGAUUUAGCCUUAAAUCAGUUGGAAAAUAAAAUAAGAAUGCCUGAAGUACCUCUUCAAAAAAAUACCAAUCCAAAUUCAAAAUUACCAUCCGCUCCACAAGUGACUGCCGAAACUGAAAAGCAGUCUGAAGAAGCCUUAAAGAAUUUAGAGAGUUUCCAGCUGUAAAAAAUAUAUUUUAAUUCAUUGUGAUAUUUAUUAAUAAGUACAAAUAUUCU